UUUUAUUUUCAACGCGAGUGUCGUGACUCGUGACUGCAGUCUGCUCUUCAACGACAUUCAGAAUUCAGAUCUUAGAAUUUACAUCAGUGAUUACUGAAUGUAUUAUCGUUUUUUAAUAGUCGCACCAUACACAUUUUGAUUCUAGUAAUUGCUGAGAUCAGUCUUGAGGUUGAAGAGUGUCAUUUAGAAUCUCUGUAUUGCCUGUAUCGGUAAGGAUUAAAGAACCGCCAACAUGAGGUCAAGAGUAAUUAGCCUAAUGGAUACUUUGAAUUCAGUUUCAUGUAGAUGUCCCUCUCAUUCCAAUUUAGGGGCUCUACCUUCAAGGCUCAGUACUAGCGUGGAUCAAAAAGAGUACGCUUUUGAAAUGGCAUGCUCAACUAUUCGGUAUGGCCCUGGUGUUACCAAAGAGCUGGGUAUGGACAUGGUUAAUAUGCAAGCUAAACGUGUGUGUGUCAUGACUGAUUCAAACUUGGUGAACUUGCCGCCAGUAAAAGCUGUUUUGGACUCGCUCACCAAAAACGAUAUUAAAUAUGACCUUUAUGAUAAAAUUAGAGUGGAGCCUAAYGAGAAAAGCCUUGAGGCUGCGACAAACUUUGUGCGUAAUUUGGAGUUUGAUGCAUUCAUAGCUGUAGGAGGUGGUUCUGUCAUGGAUACAUGUAAGGCAGCCAACUUGUACUAUUCUGAUCCUGAAGCUGAGUUGUUGGAUUAUGUUAAUCCUCCCAUUGGAAAAGGAAAACCAGUAACUGUGCCAUUAAAGCCAUUGAUAGCUGUACCAACCACCACUGGUACUGGAAGUGAGACUACUGGCGUUUGUAUUUUUGAUUAUGAAAAGUUGAAGGCCAAAACUGGUAUUGCAAAUCGGGCAUUAAGACCUACUUUAGGCAUUGUUGAUCCCUUGCAUGCAUUAAGCCAGCCAGAAAGAGUUUGUGCUUUUAGUGGUUUUGAUGUAUUUGGCCAUGCAUUAGAAUCAUUUACAGCUGUACCAUACAACGAGAGGUCUCCACGUCCAACCAAUCCAAUUUUAAGACCUGCAUACCAGGGUCGUAAUCCUAUUUCAGAUGUUUGGGCUCGGUAUGCAUUGGAUGUCAUUAAGAAGUACUUCAAAAGGGCUGUAUACGACCCUGAAGACUUUGAAGCACGUUCUAGCAUGCACUUAGCCUCUACAAUGGCUGGUGUCGGUUUUGGUAAUGCCGGUGUCCAUUUAUGUCAUGCACUGUCAUAUCCAAUCUCAGGAAAUGUAAAACAAUAUCAAGCCACUGACUAUGUUACUGAUCAUCCAAUUAUUCCUCACGGGUUAAGUGUCAUCAUGUCUGGGCCAGCAGUGUUUGAGUUCACAUCUUCAGCUAGUCCAGAACGCCACAUUGAAGGCGCUAAAUUGCUGGGUGCUGAUGUCAGUGGUGUUAAAAAUGCUGAUGCUGGGAAGUUAUUAGCUGAUGUCAUUCGAGGAUACAUGCAAGACAUGAAAAUCGAUAACGGUUUGUCAGCUCUUGGGUAUACUAAAGACGACAUACCCGGGUUAGUGAAAGGUACUUUACCACAGCAUAGAAUUACAAAGCUUGCUCCAAGAGAACAAUCAGAAGAAGAUUUAAGUCUGCUGUUUGAAAAUUCAUUAACUGUUUAUUAAGAACCAAUGUUAUCUUUAUGUAAUUUUAUUGUUGUUGAAUUUUAAAAUGUUUAAACAAUUUAGUUAAUUGUACUACCAUUAAUAAUUGUUUUAUUUGUUGUUUGUGUACAAGAUUUAUUAGUAAACAGUGUGGAAAUUGUAAAAUAUAUUUUUACCCCAUCUACUUAUAACAU
Molecule: messenger RNA, 1797 nt
Organism: Diuraphis noxia (Russian wheat aphid)
Lineage: Eukaryota; Metazoa; Arthropoda; Insecta; Hemiptera; Aphididae
Gene: T3dh
Product: Type III alcohol dehydrogenase
Cellular component (GO): mitochondrion
Molecular function (GO): alcohol dehydrogenase (NAD+) activity; metal ion binding
Source: RefSeq, a predicted model, not a curated record